Paraglomus occultum is the source of this 930-nucleotide messenger RNA. Lineage: Eukaryota; Fungi; Glomeromycota; Glomeromycetes; Paraglomerales; Paraglomeraceae. The record is from the annotation of a GenBank genome assembly.
CAAAAAAUCGUAGAAGUAAUAACGACCACGAAAAGACACACAGAACUCAUUCUUCCAGAAGACACUAACCAGCCAGCGGACAAUAUACUAGACAAACAACACCCGCAAGUUCUUAAUUACAAGAGGCUGCCAUUAUUCAAUUGGCUCAAAAGACAGAAUUUUACAGACUCAUUCAGAAACUUAAAUCCAUUAGAAAGGGCAUAUACGUGGUCAAGCUGUGAAGCAGCAACAAGAAUUGACUACAUUUGGUUGUCAGAGGCACUUACAUCAGGGCUGCAAGGAGCCAGCAUAGAAGAAGCAGAAGGCCUGACAGAUAGUGAUCACAGUGUAGUACUAAUAAAAGUGUGGAUGGGUCAUAUAAUUGCAAACAGUAGUAGAGCGGAAGUCAAACGCAAAGAUCAAACAAGAACAAUAUACCUGUAUGAAGAAGCGAGUCAAGAGAAUUGGGAAGAAUAUGCAAAAGAGUUGCAAAGUCAGUUAGAAUGGAAAAGAGUGUUAAAGCAACUAGAAGAUGACAAGUCAAAUGCAAAAUGCAGUACAGAUACACUGAACCAGAUGUGGGAUGCAAUAGAAGAAGCUAUAACUGAAGCAGCAAAUAAGCAAAUUCCGAGAAAGAAGAUUUUUAACACAAGAGAAAACAGAAGACAAGACCAAGGACGAAUGAUUGCUAGUCUGUUAAACAAACCAUACAAAAAGAUUACGCUUGACAGAUAUUUAGUACAAAACAAAGAAGAGGUCAACUUAGUAACAGAGCCAAAUGCGGUCUUAAAUGGUUUGGCAGAACAUUUCCAAAAUCAGUUUAGAAAAAGGAAAACAAAGUUGGAAGAUAUGUCAGAGGAGUGGAGAGAAGUAUACAGACCAAAAGAAUGGAUUAAUGAGGCCUGGUACAGAAAACUUGAAGAAAAAAUAAAAGAAGAAGAAUGGGAAGAG